CAGGAAGUGACUCGGGCGGCGGAGCCGGCGAGCAGCGCGGCGGGGCCGAUGGCAGUGGAGUGGGGGCGUGAGAGGGCCGCGUACCGUGUCCAGCAUGCUCCGAGGCCACAGCGCCGUGUUCCAGGCCUUGCUGGGGACCCUCUUCACCUGGGGGCUGACGGCAGCCGGGGCGGCUCUCGUGUUCAUAUUCUCUAGCGGGCAGAGGCGGAUCCUGGAUGGAAGUCUUGGCUUCGCUGCGGGGGUCAUGUUGGCAGCCUCCUACUGGUCCCUCCUGGCCCCAGCGGUUGAGAUGGCCACGUCCUCCGGGAACUUCGGGGCCUUUGCCUUCCUCCCCGUGGCCGUGGGCUUCACCCUCGGUGCUGCGUUCGUCUACCUGGCCGACGCCCUGAUGCCUCAGCUGGGCGCAGCGGAAGACCCCCACACGGCCCUGGCCCUGAACUUGGACCCCGCGUGGAUGAAGAAGUCUGAUGCCGAGAGCCCCAGGCUGCUCCUCCCUGCGAGCGAACUGUCCAUCCGGAUCGGGGGCGCUGGGCUCCUUCCAGACAAGAGCGAGAAUGGCGAGGCGUACCAGAGGAAGAGGGCAGCGGCCCCCGACCAGCCCGAGGGCCCCGCCGCCCCCAUGUCUGCUCCAGGGACCUCGGCCCCGCCCAGCGGCAGCAGCUGGAGGAGGAUCACGCUGCUCAUCCUGGCCAUCACCAUCCACAACAUCCCAGAGGGCCUCGCUGUGGGCGUCGGGUUCGGAGCGGUGGAGAAGACGGCGUCAGCCACCUUCGAGAGCGCCAGGAACUUGGCCAUCGGCAUCGGGAUCCAGAACUUCCCAGAGGGUCUGGCGGUCAGCCUCCCCCUGCGAGGGGCUGGCUUCUCCACCUGGAGGGCCUUCUGGUACGGGCAGCUGAGCGGCAUGGUGGAGCCCCUGGCCGGGCUCUUUGGGGCCUUUGCCGUGGUUCUGGCCGAGCCCCUCCUGCCCUACGCUCUGGCCUUCGCUGCUGGCGCCAUGGUCUACGUGGUCAUGGACGACAUCAUCCCCGAGGCGCAGAUCAGUGGGAACGGGAAGCUGGCGUCCUGGGCCUCCAUCCUGGGGUUUGUGGUGAUGAUGUCACUGGACGUGGGCCUGGGCUAGCGCCGAGCUGCCUGCGAGCCCAGGAAAGGCUGCGCGAGGACACGGACACGGACACGCCUGGCUUCCGCGGGACCACGGACUGCUCCUUCCCGUCAGAACCUGUUUGCUUUCUCUCCUUCUCAUCUCCUUACCCCGACUGAUUCUGAUCAGACGACGAUUUGUCCUUUUCUCCCGAGGGGGAGGCUGGUGUUAUUUUUGGAAUUCCCAGGGGUCAGUGGGACCACGGACUCCCGGUUGGCCUCUGAGUGGGACUGCAGCUCAGGGAAGUCUCUGCUCUCGGACCUCCAGUCGCUCUCACCAGACUCCAGGGCAGGUCCCCGAAGUCACCUGCGGAAGCAAGCUACCCCCGGAGAAGGCUCUGAGCCUGUGCGCCUGGCGACGCGGAGCAGAGCGGCCGGGACACCUCUCCUCUGUCCCUCCCGAUCUGGGCCUGGAGCAUCGCGGACAGAGCCACCUCCUCCUCUCCAAGGCCCAGCGGCCCCGGGAGGAACAUACCUUCCCCGGCCUCCCUGAGGGAGACCCUGAAUGGGCUGGGGGCACAGACAGAGGGGAGAAGAUCAGCUAGUCUCUCUCUCUCUCUCUCCCUCUCUGCAAGGAUUGACUUUUUGAAAUUGAAGGAAUCGGGGAAUUGCAACAGCUGUGAACACACAGUGAGCCCUGUGAAAAGAAGAGGCUGUAGCUUUGGUCGGAGACCUGUGUUCCGAGUGCACAGUAGUUGCCAUGGUUUCCAGGUCCCCAUGACAUUCAUGUUGAUCAGUUUAGAGCCUGCAUUUUUCUAAGAGAUUCGGGACACCCGCCAACCGCUAGAACUCCAGCCCUUCGUUGACGCGUGGACGGAGCCACUUGCGCUCAUUUAGGUGCAGGGAAGGCCUGUGGCCUCUGCGGUGAGUCCCUUUCUGCGGGCCAUUCGGUCACUUGGAACCUGACCCAGAACUCCUAAGCCCGGCAGGCUUUGCUGGAGUUCGGCCCGAGCGCUUAGAAUGAGAAAGGAAGGACAGGGGAAGAAGAGAGUUUUUUUUUUUUUUUACAUUUCCCUUUUAAAAGGAAGUUGCAGCUAGUCAUUGCUCUGACAUGACCCUAACCAGUGACUUGAACUAGACUAGAAGCCAAUCUGUUCCUCCAUACGCGUAGCUUCUCCAACAGGGGUGAGCACGCGGCUGCCUCAGAUGCAGCGAGGGGCCGCCGUCCCCAUGGGUCACAGGAGCCCACAGGACCCUGGGGGCCCCCCCCGGGGACACGGCAGGUGUUGUCCUCGCCUGCCCUGCCCUCUGCGUUUACAUGUCCGAUUGCUUCCGAGGGUGAAGGAAUGCCCAGAGCCCAGCCUCCCCGGGGCCGAUCGAUGUAUGUUUUCCCGAAGCCCUGAUGGUCAAAACUGAAGACACGUCCAGGGGUCUGCGGGGCGAGAGGAUGUGCUCUGGUGGCUGGGGUGUGUGUGUUUUCGUGUCUCUGUAUGUAGUUUUCUACACGAUGCUUCUUUCUGAUGGACAAGACCUCAUAACUGUGAUUCAUGCCAAUAAAGGGGAUACUGUUGUGGACGA
This is a messenger RNA of Eptesicus fuscus (big brown bat), 2658 nucleotides long. It is a transcript of the gene SLC39A11, whose product is annotated as solute carrier family 39 member 11. Gene Ontology annotation, biological process: zinc ion transmembrane transport. Gene Ontology annotation, cellular component: membrane. Bases 95 to 1120 code for a protein of 341 amino acids. Lineage: Eukaryota; Metazoa; Chordata; Mammalia; Chiroptera; Vespertilionidae. The transcript is spliced from 10 exons. Gene Ontology annotation, molecular function: zinc ion transmembrane transporter activity. The record is from RefSeq and is a predicted model, not a curated record.